This is a messenger RNA of Vombatus ursinus (common wombat), 3239 nucleotides long. It is a transcript of the gene AGMO, whose product is annotated as alkylglycerol monooxygenase. Gene Ontology annotation, cellular component: endoplasmic reticulum. The coding region runs from base 188 to 1531 and encodes 447 amino acids. Gene Ontology annotation, molecular function: oxidoreductase activity; iron ion binding. The record is from RefSeq and is a predicted model, not a curated record. NCBI's taxonomy places the organism in Eukaryota, Metazoa, Chordata, Mammalia, Diprotodontia, Vombatidae. The transcript is spliced from 13 exons. Gene Ontology annotation, biological process: lipid biosynthetic process.
CUACAGCUGCAGAACUUCCUUGUUCUUCUGUAGAAAGACCCAGUUCGGCAUUUGGUUUCUGUCAUCACUGGUGGGACCUGCACUGUCUUAUCACCUGCCCUGGACUCUUCUGCAGGGCUCACCAACAAUUAUCUUUGAGUCAUUGUUCAUCGUCCUCUCUUUACCUCCUAAUCUGACCCGGGUUCAGAUGGUGACUCCAGAGGCCCCCAAUGAUGUUUCUUUCUCCCAGGGCAUCCGUAUGAUGUUCUACAUCAUGAAGCCCAAUGAGACAUCCUUCCCAAGCUUGGAGGAGGUGCCUGACUAUGUGAAACAGGCGACACCAUUUUUCAUUUCCUUGAUGCUGCUCGAAUUGGCCCUUAGCUGGAUCCUCAAAGGGAAGCUAGCAGGACGAGUGGACGACGCUUUAACCUCCAUCUCAGCAGGAGUACUGUCUAGGCUUCCAACACUCUUUUUCAGGAGUAUGGAGUUGUCCACUUACAUUUAUGUCUGGGAGAAUUAUAGACUCUUCAAUCUGCCUUGGGAUUCUCCAUGGACGUGGUAUUUGACCUUCUUGGGAGUUGACCUAGGUUACUAUUGGUUCCACCGCAUGGCCCACGAGGUCAACAUCAUGUGGGCGGCACACCAGACACACCACAGCUCUGAGGACUACAACUUAUCCACUGCACUCAGACAAUCUGCCUUCCAAGUAUAUAUGUCCUGGAUCUUUUAUUGUCCCCUGGCGCUCAUCAUCCCUCCUCCGGUGUAUGCUGUACAUCUCCAGUUCAAUCUUCUCUACCAGUUUUGGAUACACACUGAGGUCAUUGAAAAUCUUGGACCUUUGGAACUUAUUCUCAACACCCCAAGCCAUCAUCGGGUUCACCAUGGCAGAAACCGUUCUUGCAUAGACAAAAAUUUUGCUGGCACCCUUAUUAUUUGGGAUAGAAUUUUUGGAACAUUUGAAGCAGAAAAGGAAAAGGUUUCAUAUGGCCUCACCCACCCCAUUAACACCUUUGAACCACUCAAAGUACAGUUCCAUCACUUGCAUUAUAUUUGGACCACAUUUUGGAUCACACCUGGGUUCUGGAACAAGUUGUCUGUCAUAUUCAAAGGACCAGGAUGGAGUCCUGGCAAACCUAGGCUUGGUCUUCUUGAGGAAAUCCCUGAGGUCACAGGAAAAGAAGUCCCCUAUGCCACCCAUGUGUCUGGCUCACUCCAGCUGUAUGCCCUUGUGCAGUUUGCUCUGAUGCUUGGUUUUUAUGAGGACACAUUUGCUGACAAAGGCGCGUUAUCACAGGCCACCCUCCUCCUGAGAUCAGGCUACAUCAUCCUGACGCUGACCUCCAUUGGAUUCUUCAUGGAACAAAGGCCUCAGGCAGCCAUUUUGGAAACCUUCCGAUGCUCAGUGUUUUUAAUGCUAUAUUGGUUGAAUUACUUGAAGCCUUUCAUCCCUUCGUGGACACAUACUUUUGAGAUUUUAUACUCUAUCUGCACCAUUUACUGGGGAAUAAGAAGCAUGAAACAACUUGCCUCAGGCCAUCCAAAGCAGCUCUGAGUUGGGAAGUCUAUGACCUUCUGUAUCUACUGGAAGGAGGGCAGUAUUGAAGGGCUGACUGUAAACCAGGGGCACAUGCCAAGGUUUCAAUGCAAAGGAAGUAAUUCAGCGCUUGACUCUUGGAAAUACCCUUUACAUGAUGAUUUGUUCCAAUGGUUAUUGGCUUUGGAUUAAUUUUUUGAUUAAUUUUUGUCUGUUAUCAUUAGAAUCUGAUGUAAUUUUUUUUUCUUAUCAACUUUGAGUUCAGUACUAUGUCAAAAUCCCCUUUAAAUGUCUCUUCUGUUGUCACUUUUCAAUUAGACCAGUGAUGGAAGCACAAAUACUCUUGUACAAAUUGAAGAUUUUAUUUGUGACAGUUUAAUACUAUGACCUGCUAUUCCUUAGGAAUUUAUUGUAAUAGUAUUAAAACACAUAUCUGGAUCCAUAAAUGUGUCAUCACAAUAGGAACUCAAUACUCCACAUAAGGCAAAUUUUACUCUUAGAAGCCCAUGAUGGGACAUUUGGGAAGAACUAUGAUUGACAUGGAAAUCAGAACAUCCUCAAUUUUGGGCUAUCAGAAAACUGAGAGGGUCUCUAGCUGAACCCUUUCCUUACUGGUCCAGUAUUUGGUGUGUAAUGGACAUUGAAUCAAUACUUGCUUAUUUCUUGCUUGGUUUUGAAGAUGAAGAAAUGCAGGCCCAGAGAUGAAGUGAUUUGUCCAAGGCCACAUAUACAGUAAAUAAGAGAGGCAGGAUUUGAAACCAGGUCUUCUGUCUUUCAAUCCACUGCCCUUUCUUUCCUCUGUACCAAGUUGACUGAGUGUCAACACUGAGAGGAAAUAUGGUGUAGUCAAGGCAGCAAGAUCAUAGCAAUGAUAAUGAUAAUCAGCAGCAUCAUGUAUGUAGGACUUUAAGCUUUGAAAAUAUAUAUGUAUAUAUUAUGUGUGUAUAUAUAAAUAUAUACAUAUAUGGCAUAUAGAGAGAUAGAUAUGUAUGUAUACACACAAAUGUGUUUAUGGAUGUAUUUAUGCUCAUCUGAUAAGCAGAUGGGGUUCAGGUUCUCUCGCAGAUGCAUACAGUGUAACCCUGGGGAAGUCACAUCACCUUUCAGUGCUCCAGGGAGCAUGUGAGACAUUAGUGGCACAUAAGAUUCUGAUCCACAUACAAUACUGUAAGACAUUUUCACAGGAGAAAUUACUUUUAGCAAUGAAAUUACAGGUCUGAGCCAACUGGAACAAAUAAACCCAAAAGCACACAUUUAAAUGAGUAAAUGAAUAGAUAAGCUGGUAGAUCAAUGAUUAAAUAAGAAUAUAAUUAAAUGAAUGAAUGAGCAAAUGAAUGGAAAAAUAAAUAAACCAAUAAGCAAACAAGCAAGCAAAAAAAAGAAAUGAAUGUAAGAAGAGAAUCAUCAGUGAUUUUCCCAAGUGAAUCUGGGCAGCCUGUUGGAGUCCACCACUGAAAGGCUUCCUGGUGGCUUCAUGUUGUUGUAAAUUGUGGAAUAAAGGUAAAUGUCAAAGUAGACAUGCUCCCAGUAUUUGUGUCCAGCAGGUUUUGUGGACAGGAAUGGAGAAGGUUCUGUUAAGAGGAAGACUGAUGGAAACACAGACUUCGGUUCUUUUCUUCUUUCCUUUUGGCCUGUUUUGUUUUUGUUUUUCUUUGCUUCUUUGAAAAGCAGUGGGGGCUCUUUCAUUUACUGAAAAAUACAGCCCGAGUGGUGCCUUCAUUGAAAA